UUGAGCUGCUCAGUCUGUCAUUGCCAGUGUUUGGGCGACGUGGAGCUUCAGUUGGAUACAUUGAGUUCAUUUUAUUGUUGUUUUCUUAACAAAGUGUUUAUUUUGUUGCGCUUAUAACGCAUUUACUAUCCAAAACUCGGGUUAUUAUUAGUAUUUUUUUAAUCGGAAAGCACUUUAUUAUUUAAGGAAAAGAAAAAAAAAGUCUUGAGAGUGAAAUAUUCUUCCAGAAAUAGCUCUUGGACAUUUUGGGAAAACUGAGUAAACUGGACUAAAAAUAAAGCUCAUGUAGCGUCAAACAUCCGGUUUUGGGUUAUUUUGGUAGCCAGGCAGCUUGUUUACAGACUCAUACAAGUGAUUAAGAGCAGAGCUAUUUAUUAAAAAGCAAAAGGAGGGAAGAGACAUGGGUUUGCACCCGUUGGAGUUCAGUGAGUGUUACCUGGACAGCCCGGGUUUCAGGGAAAAAAUUAAAGCUCAUGAAGCAGAGCUGGACAAAACCAACAGGUUUAUUAAAGAGCUUUAUAAAGACGGCAAAAACCUCAUCAACGCCACCAAACAGCUCUCUCAGGCCCAGCGUAAGUUUGCUCAGUGUCUCGGUGAGUUCCAGUUUGAGUACAUCGGGGACGACAAGACUGAUGAUGAGAAGUGUAUUGAUGAGUCUUUACAGGAGUUUUCCUCCUUCCUCAGAAACCUGGAGGACCAGAGGGAGCUGAUGAUGGCGAACAUCACCGAGACACUGAUGAAACCUCUAGAGAAGUUUCGGAAAGAGCAGCUGGGUUCAGCCAAGGCAGAGAGGAAGAAAUACGAGAAGGAAACUGAGAAGUAUUACACGUCUUUGGAGAAGCUGUUAAACAUGUCAGCAAAGAAGAAGGAACCACAGUUACAAGAGGCGGAUGUGGCAGUGGAGACACUGAGGCAGCACUUUCAGGAGGAGUCUUUGGAGUACGUGUGCAAGCUACAGGAAAUCCAGGAGAGGAAGAAGUUUGAGUGUGUCGAGCCUAUGCUGGCUUUCUUUCAGACCGUGUUCACUUUCUACCAUCAGGGAUUCGAGUUGGCCAAAGACUUCGACCAUUACAAAAGAGCCCUGCAGAUCAAUAUUCAGAACACACGGAGCCGUUUCGAGGGAACACGCUCGGAAGUGUAUGAACUGAUGAAGAAGAUAAAGCAGGCUCCACACGAAUACAGACAGACCAGCCGCAUCAGCAGCGAGGGCUACCUCUACGUCCAGGAGAAACGUCCUCCUCCGUUUGGCUCCAGCUGGGUGAAGAGGUACUGCACGUUCGUCAAGGAGCAGAAAAUCCUCCACAUGCUCACAUACGACCCCAAAUCCUGCGGCAAGUUUGGUGAAAACGAAUCUGUUACGCUCAAAUCCUGCGUGAGGAAAAUGACAGACACUCUGGAUCGCCGAUUCUGCCUGGAUAUAGAGACGACAGACCGCCCCGGCAUCGUGCUCACAGUCCAGGCCAUCUCUGAAGAUGACCACAGGUUCUGGAUGCAGGCGAUGGGAGGGAAAGAGCCGGUUCACCAUCUUGGGAAAACGUAUUCAAAAGAAAGAGGAAUUGAUGCCCUGCUGGACGAUGUGGGUGUGAAUUUUGUGAGGAAUUCAAUCAACGCUAUUGAGGCGAGAGGGAUCAAUGACCAGGGCUUGUACAGAGUGGUCGGGGUCAGCUCCAAGGUCCAGAAGCUCCUCAGUCUGAUGAUCGAUGAAAAGAGCAGUGACGUGGACUUGGCCGUGAGUGAGGACUGGGACGUGAAGACCAUCACGAGCGCUUUAAAGCAGUACCUGAGGAGUCUUCCUGAGCCGUUAAUGACGUAUGCCCUGUAUAAGGAGUUCAUCAUCCCUGCAAAGAGCGCGAGUCCGGAAUCCCGCGUUCAGGCCAUCCACUGUUUGGUGCACAGGCUGCCUAAGAAGAACCGAGAGGUGUUGAGUUUGGUCACCAAACAUCUCGCCAAAGUGGCGGACCACAGUAAGCAGAACUUGAUGACGGUAGCGAACCUGGGCGUGGUGUUCGGCCCCACCCUCAUGCGGCCUCAGGAGGAGACGGUGGCGGCCAUCAUGGACCUCAAGUUCCAAAACAUCGUCGUGGAGAUUCUCAUCGAGCAGCACGAGAAGAUAUUUGGAGAUGCUCCGGGCGUUUGUCCAUCCUCGACUCCCUCUGUGCUCACCGCUCCAACGCGUCAGUCUAAGAAGCAGGCACGCCAGAACCGCCCGCUGGCUGUGUACAACCCUACGGACAUCCACACAGUGGCUCCGUCCUCUGAGAACGUCUCUCUGAACCCUGAUGAAGCCUCUCUGGGCAGUAAUGAGUCCGUAUCCUCGCAGUCCUCCUCGGCAUCGACCUCAGAAACUUCCCCGCCGGAGAAGUCCAAGAAUCCCCAUGGCAACACCGUGGCCACUGCACAGAACUCUGGAGGGGGAGCAGGCAUGGCAUCAUGGAUGAACUCCACUCCGACUUCUUUAACUCCUCACGCUGAAGCUGCACAUACAGAAGCAGCAAGCAGAGGACAGACGGACAAAUCUGCAGAAAGUGUCACUCUUAUGAAAGCCAAGGCUGUGUACCCCUGCGAAGCCGAGCACGAUUCCGAACUCUCCUUCCAGGUCGGAGCAAUCUUCCACGCUGUGACUCCGUCCCGGGAACCCGGCUGGUUGGAAGGAGAGCUGGAGGGCAAGCGAGGCCUCAUCCCUCAGAAUUACGUGGAAAUACUACAACAAGUGGACUAAGCUAAAACAAGAAAGGAAAUAAAUAAACAAACGGGAAUUGAAUAUACAUGGUAUCCAUGGUGCAGCCUUGACCUCUUCCCCAGCUUCCUUUUCUCCGUCUGUUCCAUCAGUGACCCGUCGAAGGUAUUUCUAGGGGUAGGUGUGGCAGCGUUCACGCUCCUCUAACCUUCGUCCGCUUUAAAAGCAAAAGCUUUUAAGCACGGUUUCAGAUCCUCUCCCCCCCCUGCAUGUUUUUUGAGUUUGAGGUUUUUAACUAGAUCUAGUGCAUGGGUGUAUAAUAUUUUAUAUUAUUUAAUUAAAGCCGUUCGUUUGAUUAACGUGUGUAUGUGUGUUUGAACUCAAUACGGUGUUAUAUAAACGCUCAAAGACGGCGUAGCUUUGUAAAGGUUCAAGUUUGAAGCACUCCGGCGUAUGGUGACGUCGAGUCACGUAUUCGUUCCGACGAUUUGUUUUUCCGAGUUAAAACGCUGUGCCUUAAUCUCACGACGCUUUUUGUGGCUUCGACGCUGUCCAGGAAUCUGGAUGGAGUUUUAUUUUUACAGUAUGUAUGUAUGUAUGUAGUGAAGAACUGUGUUUUUCUAUUUUCUAUGCAAAGAAAUGACUCUUAUAUCAUCAGAAUUUAAUGCUAAAUAAACCGACCAUUUCAAGAUGGCUGUAAAUGCAGUAUUGCCAAGUCUUAUCCACACAGUCAUGUGUCUUUUUUAAAUUUUUAUUAUUAUUAUUAUUAUUAUUAGCGUUAUUCUCAAAAGGACGUUAAAGCCCAAGUGCAUCCAGAGGUGGUUUGGACAUUUAGUCUUUCAUGCCACGAUGCAAUUUCUUUUCUCUUUCUCCUUUUUUUUUCCUUUCAUCCCCCUUAUGGUGUACAUUUGUGACUGAGCACCAUGGCAGUGAUUUAUGACUUGGCACUGCUGAUUUUUUUUUUUCCAUCUUGUUGGAGAAGCUGUCAAUCAAAGUUAAACAAAUAAAAGCUUUUUAUUCCUC
This is a messenger RNA of Neoarius graeffei (lesser salmon catfish), 3700 nucleotides long. RefSeq names its product Rho GTPase activating protein 10 (gene arhgap10). The record is from RefSeq and is a predicted model, not a curated record. Bases 401 to 2719 code for a protein of 772 amino acids. The transcript is spliced from 23 exons. Gene Ontology annotation, molecular function: GTPase activator activity; protein binding. Gene Ontology annotation, biological process: signal transduction. NCBI's taxonomy places the organism in Eukaryota, Metazoa, Chordata, Actinopteri, Siluriformes, Ariidae. Gene Ontology annotation, cellular component: cytoplasm.